GCUGUCUGGGAUGUAAAUUUUCGGCCAUAACCUGUGCAGCAAUAAACUUCAUUCAGCCACAAGAGUGUGCAUGUGAGAGGAUUGCAAAUCUGCUCUGCCAAACCAGAAUUAGCCGGUAUCGCAGGAAUGAAAGAGCGUGGAGAUUUGAAAUUGCAGAGAAUGGAGACAAGGCAGUGCAGAGGACGAGCUGCCUGGGGGGCAGGCGGCCCCAGACCGGUGCCGCACUUCUAUGGAAAAUAAUCCCCAGGGCGGCGAGCAGGGGCGAGGCUGAGCUGGCGCGGGCGCUGAGCGGAGCCGGGCGCAGGUGGACACCGGAGCCCGCAGCAGCGCCGGGGUCCCGGGAGAAGCGCCGCGCCUCGGGUUGGGCUGACAGCGGGGCUCGGCGCCCAGGAGCGCAGGGACGGCGGCGCUGGCAGAGCUGGAGGCGAUGACCAAAUAGCAACCAGAUUCUCCUGCCUUUAAAUGAAAUUCCUUCUGAGGGGCUGUAUUCAAGCACUGUUACUUUUCUCUAGGAUUUCACAAUUGCAAAGAGUUCAUUUGGCUCCUCUGCCUUUCGUGAGCCUGUUCCUGGCAGAGCUGUGUGGCAGGAAGAAAUACAUCCCCAUGGUUUCCUCUGAGAAGAUGUGGUAACCAUCUACCUGCUACUUCAGGAUUUCACUUCUUUACUCCAAGCUUUAUGAACUGGAACACAAAGGCACAUUAUCUUACUGGGACAGCAGAAGGUGACACAGAGAAGUAAUAUACAGAGAGAGACCAGUCUUUGGGACCACAGUCAACCCAUGAAGAGUGAGGUCUCUCAGCCAUCUAAAAGUAUUUACUGCAUUUGCCUCAGAAUACUGUGGAGAAAAUGUAUGCUAGUCGAGAGGAUAUUGGAUAUGAUUUUGGAGAGGACUCAAAAGUUGGAAGUAAGCCAACUAAACCUAAUCCAAACAUCGAUGGAGGAUGGGCUUGGAUGAUUGUACUUUCCUCUUUCCUUGUGCACAUACUCAUCAUGGGUUCCCAAAUGGCCCUUGGAAUACUCAACAUGGAAUGGCUUGAAGAGUUUAACCAAAGUCGUGGCUUAACAGCAUGGGUUAGCUCCCUCAGCAUGGGCAUCACGCUUAUUGUAGGUCCUUUUAUUGGUUUAUUCAUCAGCAUGUGUGGGUGCCGCACGACAGCCAUAAUUGGAGGGGUACUGAAUGCCCUGGGCUGGAUACUGAGUGCCUAUGCCUCAAAUGUGCACUACCUCUUCCUCACCUUUGGACUAACAGCUGGCAUUGGAAGUGGCAUGGUUUAUCUGCCUGCAGUGGUCAUGGUAGGGCAGUAUUUUCAGAAGAGAAGAGCACUUGCACAAGGGCUCAGUACCACAGGAACAGGGUUUGGAACUUUCCUAAUGACUGCCUUACUGAAGUACCUCUGCACUGAAUUUGGGUGGAGGAAUGCCAUGUUCAUCCAGGGGGCCAUCUCCCUAAACCUUUGUGUCUGCGGGGCACUUAUGAGACCACUCUCUCCAAAAGACCUCUGUGAAAAAUAUGUGGUGAGAAGUGAUAGUGAAGAAACUCGGGCAAAUGCUCUGUCCCAUUCUACAGAGACUAUAAAAUCCAAUGGAGUCCUUGGUGAAGAAACAGACAAAAAAGAAGAGGCAGCAAAUGAAGAAGUGCUUGGCAGUGUGCAGCACACAGAAGUUGGAGGUAAAUCUGGAAGUGGAAGGAGCCUGUAUGGACUGCGCCUCUUUAAGACAGUGAGCCAGCUGACAGUUACAGUCAGGAAGGGCUUUGCACUCUGGUACUCCAGCUACUUUGGAGCUGCAUCACUGUUUACAAAUAGAGUAUUCGUGGCCUUUAUAAUUUGGGCUUUGUUUGCCUAUAGCAGCUUUGUCAUUCCCUUUAUUCACCUUCCAGAAAUAGUCAAGCAGUACAACUUAUCUAGGCAGGACAAUGUAUUUCCUUUGACAUCCAUUAUAGCCAUUGUUCAUAUUUUUGGUAAAGUGAUCCUUGGAAUCAUCUCUGAUCUCCCGUGCAUCAGCACAUGGAAUGUCUUCCUCAUAGCUAACUUUACCCUGGUCACCUGCAUUCUUACUUUGCCACUAAUGCAGACAUACGUUGGCUUGGCUGUGGUUUGUGCUCUAAUAGGAUUUUCUAGUGGCUAUUUUUCUCUAAUGCCUGUUGUGACUGAAGAUUUAGUUGGAACUAAACACCUUGCAAAUGCCUAUGGCAUCAUCAUUUGUGCCAAUGGAAUAUCUGCUUUGUUUGGACCACCCUUUGCAGGUUGGAUCUAUGACAUCACACAAAAAUACGAUUUUUCCUUUUACAUAGCUGGAUUGCUAUACAUGGUGGGAAUAAUAUUUUUACUUAUACAACCUUGUAUUCAAAAGAAACAGCCAAGAGAAAAAUCUACAGAAGAAGCACAAGUAUAGAACAAAUUCCAGAAGUUUUUUUUACAGAACUUUUUUGUUUUCAUGUUUCUCUUGUGUGACAGUAGGAAGAUGUUUUUGUUAUAGAACCAACCACAUUUAGCUGCACUUAAGUGAAAAGCAAAUGUGCUCCAUAAUUCUUAUAAAUUAUUGGAAAUAUGCUUUUUAAAUUAGUUAAGAUAUUUUACUUUAGAACUACCAAAUACAAUGAUUAAAAGCACACUGCUAAUAUUUUAAUAUUAGAGCAAUGCUAGGAACCCUUACCCGUGCAUCUCUUCUAACUUUUCACCAUUAAGCAUUGGUGAAAAUACAUUGACUGCAGUGCAGUUACUCUGAUUUACACCAGUCCUACAAGAGAAUUUGGUCAGGACAUGAAUGAUUUAUAAAACUCCUUUCUACUACAUAUUCAAUCUGAUGAAAGAUUAGUUACUGAGUAUAAGAAAAUGAUUGUAUUUCUUGCCUGGCUAGUCAAGUACUGUUGAAAUGCUAUUAUAAUAAUUCCAUUAAUUCAGCAUACUAAAAUUACUAUUUGUGUGAUGCAAAUCUGAAGAAAAGUUCUCAUCUAUUUCUGAAGUGAUUCAGUUGGACUCAAUAGGUCCCUCCCAAUCCAGUAUAUUCCGUGAUUCUACUUGAAUUAUUUUUAUUUGUAUUUUAUUUUUUUAAACUAUUAACUACGUCUAAAGUAGCCAUCCUCAAUACAUAGGCUGCAUUUUAAAUGCUGUGACACUUAAUGCACCUGAACUAAAAAACCCAUGAAUGCAGAAACAGGAAACAUAUGGAAAAUAUCAUUGUGACUGCAAAAUGUUUCCAGAAACAGUUUGAAUUCUCUGGUCCCCUUACCUAACUAGAGUUAUUGUAGAAUUUAAUAGCAUUGCCACUGACUGCUUCCAUGGGAAUGAACUCUACUACAGCACACUGAAUUUUGUUAUAAUUUAAUUUAAUUUAAUUGUUCACAAACUCUGUUAUAUAUGAUCAGUCAUGUUGCUGCUUGUAAUGUACACCAUAAACUGACUAAGAUUCAUCAUGUUUGAAAAGUUUAUUCACUAGAAAAUUAGAUACUGCAAAGCAUGGAAUAGCUAAAGAGCAUUUAAAAUAUUCAAAUAAAUUUUCUUAACAUUAAGGAUCUGGUAAGUAAUGAAGAAGGUGAUAUAUGGUGAUACAGGGCAUAUUUUUUCAGCUGUGAGAGGUGAGUUUGAAGUUAAUUUUCCUAUCAAAUAAGAACCACUGUAAGUUUUCAUCCUCUUAGCUUUAUGAAAGUUCUUAGCAUGACAAAUCACGUUCUUAGUUUAAUAUUGCUACGUGCUGCUGGAAUUCCUUAAAAAGCAAUUGAAACUAUUCGAUUAUAUUAAAGAACUAUUGGGAAACAGUUCAGUAUGCAACAACAUCAAUAUCAAUAUCAAUAUCAAUAUCACUAUCAAUAUCAAUAUCCUUAUCUCCUUACAGCUGCAAGGCUGGUUAACAAAAAGUUCUGAAUGUGUAUUGUUCUAUAUGGCAAUUCACCAGCUUCUUAGUGUUGCACUUCUACAACUGUUGGCAGGGACAUACUUCAAAGAUCACUGAAAUGAGAAAAGUUAAAAAAUAAAACCUUAAGAAACCCUCAGUUACUUUAAGAUUUACAUCAGUGCAAUCAUAUAGGAUAGUUAUCUAUAGCUUUUAAAACUCACAUAAGACAACUGAGGUGGCACUGAACUGCAACACACGGUAUGAACACACAGUCAGUAACUUCUUAAAAUCAGCUUUUGUUAUUUGAGAAAAUUUGCACGUAAAUUUUCACAUCAAUUCUUCGUUACAGGUUAAAUGCCUUGGUGGGAAUGCUGCUGAUGGCUCAUUUGAACUGAGCUAUCUUUUACUGGUGAAAUAUAUAUUGUAGUGAUGAUUUUCCUCAUUUUUUUUGGAAGAUAUGUAUCCUUCAUACAUAGAUCUUCACUUUGUCUUUUGUCAAAAGCAAAUUUAUUUGCAUAUUACAAUAAUAAAAAAUAUGUUGUUCACUUGUGA
Oenanthe melanoleuca is the source of this 4387-nucleotide messenger RNA. RefSeq names its product solute carrier family 16 member 14 (gene SLC16A14). Bases 848 to 2395 code for a protein of 515 amino acids. The transcript has 8 exons. Gene Ontology annotation, molecular function: monocarboxylic acid transmembrane transporter activity. Gene Ontology annotation, biological process: monocarboxylic acid transport; transmembrane transport. The record is from RefSeq and is a predicted model, not a curated record. Lineage: Eukaryota; Metazoa; Chordata; Aves; Passeriformes; Muscicapidae.